AAUCCACUCAGAACAACCCUCUGUCCCAAGCGGAGUGUCACCUCCUGCUUUAGAAUCCUCCAGCUCUGCUAACUGGAACCCACUCUGCCUGCAGGAGCACGCUGCAAGGCUUUCACUCCUUCCCACCUUGCCUGGGGGAAAUCUCGUCCACGGACUCAGAGACAUUCAAAUUCCAUCCUGAGACAAUUUCACAAAGAAUUUCUUUAGGAGCUCUGCUGGGGCCCUACGAUGACACACCAACCAUUUGUGCUGCCACCUGUCAAAGCUUUGGAUGGUCCCACUUUAAGGUCAUGACCUCUGGAUUUACCAGAUUCUUCAAGACAAUGUCAAAUAUGAUCCAAGAUAAAAUGUGAUUUGAGUCUGGAGAUAAUUGUACAUUUUUCUUUUAAGGUCACUAAGAAGAACCCAGUGUAAGUGAUAGAAGAGAACCCUAACACAAAGUUUGUACACAAAGAAACUGCUGCGAGUUUGAUUUAUAUAGUAUACUUUAUUUUGGCUUCAAUGAUGAAGAAAAAGUUUAUCUUGAAUUUUCUGUGUCUCUUGCCUAUUUUUACGAUUCUUGUCAUAGCACAAUCAAAUGAGAUACAAAGGCAUGAAGGCGGCAUACUUCAGUUGGGCGUCACUAAAAAUAAAAUCAUGACAGCUCAGUAUGAGUGUUACCAAAAAAUUAUGCAAGACCCUAUUCCCCAAACUGACGGUCUCUACUGCAACAGAACCUGGGAUGGAUGGCUGUGUUGGAAUGAUGUUGCAGCCGGAACGGAAUCAAUGCAGCACUGUCCUGACUACUUUCAGGACUUUGACCCUUCAGAAAAAGUAACAAAGAUUUGUGACCCAGAUGGAAACUGGUUUAGACAUCCAGCAAGUAAUAGAACAUGGACAGAUUACACCCAGUGUAAUCUUAACACCCAUGAGAGAUUGAAGACUGCAAUGAAUUUGUUUUACCUGACUAUCAUUGGACAUGGAUUAUCCAUUGCAUCACUACUUAUCUCGCUUGGCAUAUUCUUUUAUUUCAAGAGCCUAAGUUGCCAGAGGAUCACCUUGCACAAAAACCUGUUCUUCUCCUUUAUUUGCAACUCCAUUGUCACGAUCAUCCAUCUCACUGCCGUAGCCAACAACCAGGCCUUGGUGGCUAGGAAUCCUGUUAGCUGUAAAGUGUCCCAGUUCAUCCAUCACUACCUGAUGGGCUGCAAUUACUUCUGGAUGCUCUGCGAGGGCAUUCACCUGCACACACUCAUCGUGGUGGCUGUGUUUGCAGAGAAGCAGCACCUGAUGUGGUAUUAUUUUCUUGGAUGGGGAUUCCCACUGAUUCCUGCUUGUAUUCAUGCGGUCGCCAGAAGCCAAUAUUAUAACGACAACUGCUGGAUCAACUCUGAUACCCACCUCCUUUAUAUUAUCCACGGCCCGAUCUGUGCUGCAUUACUGGUCAAUCUCUUUUUCCUAUUGAAUAUUGUCCGGGUUCUCAUCACCAAGUUAAAAGUGACUCACCAAGCGGAGUCUCACCUCUACAUGAAAGCGGUGAGAGCUACUCUUAUCCUGGUGCCGCUGCUUGGCAUUGAGUUCGUGCUGCUCCCAUGGCGACCCGAGGGAAGGACUGCGGAGGAGGUCUACGACUACAUCAUGCACAUCCUUAUGCACUACCAGGGUCUUCUGGUCUCUACGAUUUUCUGCUUCUUUAACGGAGAGGUUCAAGCAAUUUUAAGAAGAAACUGGAAUCAAUACAGAAUCCAAUUUGGAAACAGUUUUUCCCAGACAGAGGCCCUCCGUAGCGCAUCUUACACAGUGUCGACAAUCAGUGAUGGUCAAGGAUACAGUCAAGACUAUCCCAGUGAACACUUAAAUGGGAAAAGCAUCCAUGAUAUUGAAAAUGUUGUUUUAAAACCAGAAAACUUUUAUGCUUGAAAUAGAUGGAACAGUGCGUAAAUGUUUUGUACCACUAGCUCAAGGACUUGGUUUCAUGACUUUAUAUGGACAUUUCAGUAUUAAAUACAUUUCUUGAAUGCCACACACAGAAACAAACAUAGGAAUUCAACCUUGUACUGGUAAAAGUUCAACAGCUAUGUGGGAG
This is a messenger RNA of Echinops telfairi (small Madagascar hedgehog), 2065 nucleotides long. It is a transcript of the gene CALCRL, whose product is annotated as calcitonin receptor like receptor. Gene Ontology annotation, biological process: cell surface receptor signaling pathway; adenylate cyclase-activating G protein-coupled receptor signaling pathway; angiogenesis. Gene Ontology annotation, molecular function: adrenomedullin receptor activity; calcitonin gene-related peptide receptor activity; calcitonin receptor activity. NCBI's taxonomy places the organism in Eukaryota, Metazoa, Chordata, Mammalia, Afrosoricida, Tenrecidae. Gene Ontology annotation, cellular component: plasma membrane. The transcript is spliced from 16 exons. The record is from RefSeq and is a predicted model, not a curated record. Bases 502 to 1899 code for a protein of 465 amino acids.